AUGAGCAACUUCGCCAGCUUUGGGGCCACCUCGUGGGCCGACGACGAGGCCGAGGACCACUCGGCCUUCCAGGCUGCGCCUGCCCGCCGCACGGAGCACGUCAUCGAAGAAGAGGAACGCCACCACGCCGAGCCCGAGCCCCGCGGUGGCCGCUACCAGGAAGAAGAGCGCCGCCCGCGCCGCGACAGCGGCGAGUACCAGAAGCGCGAGCCGCAGCCCAUUCCGGAGUACGGCCCGUUCAAGUGCUACGUGGGCAACUUGCCGUACCAGAUGAACGCCGAUGACAUCGCCGAGUUCUUCCAAGGCCUUGCCGUGACCGACGUGCACGUGGUCUCGGACCGCGAGACGGGCCGCCCCAAGGGCUUUGCCUACGUCACGUUUGAUGACCGCAAGUCGCUCGAGGACGCGCUCUCGGCCAACGGCGAGAUGAUUGACAACCGCCCGAUCCGCAUCGACGUCGCCAGCGAGAAGAAGGGCCGCGAUACCUCGUUUGGCAACCGUGGUGGCGACCGCGGCUUUGACCGCCCGACCCGCGACGAUCGCUUCGGCGGGGAUCGCUACGGUGGCCGUGAUGGUGGCCGCGACGGUGGCGACCGCUACGGCCAGCGCGACGGCGGCGACCGCUACGGCCAGCGCGACGGCGGUGACCGCCAUGGUGGUCGUGGUGGCGACCGCUACGCCCGCAACGACGACCGUCGCGAGGAGCCCAAGGAGCGCCCGAAGCUCUCGCUCCUCCCGCGCACGCAGUCGAACGAGGCCAAGGAGGCGUCGCAGCGCGCCAACAUCUUUGGCGACGCCAAGCCCCGUGACGAGUCCAAGUACCUCGAGCGCAAGAAGGCCGAGGCCGACAAGCCCAAGGUCCACGACGACCGCGACAGCGCCCGUGGUGGUCGUGGCGGCCGCGGUGAGCCGCGCGCGGGUGGUCGCGGCGACAAGCCGGCCGGUCGUGGCGACAACAAGCCGGCGGCCCCGACGCGUUCGGAUGGCGACUGGGUCCGCGGUGGCGCCGCCGCCGCUGUCGAGGCCAAGGCCAAGCCGGCCAAGAAGACGGAAGCCAAGAAGCAGCCUGCCAAGGCGGCCGUGUUCAAGCCGACGGCGGCGUCGACCAAGGUCGUGAACAACUUCAACGUCUUGGGCGACGACUCGGACUCGGAUUAG
Messenger RNA from Saprolegnia parasitica CBS 223.65, 1158 nucleotides. RefSeq lists its product as hypothetical. The coding region runs from base 1 to 1158 and encodes 385 amino acids. Lineage: Eukaryota; Oomycota; Saprolegniomycetes; Saprolegniales; Saprolegniaceae. The transcript has 5 exons. Gene Ontology annotation, molecular function: RNA binding. The record is from RefSeq and is a predicted model, not a curated record.